CGCCCACGGCUUCCAUUUCUGUUCUGGAACACACGAGCCCUCGCGAAGAAUACACAUUUGCUUUGCUUUUUUGAAUUUGUCUUCUAAUGUAAAUAGAGUAGUAAGUGCGACAUAUUGACGAAGUUAAACUUAUUUAUAUUUGAAUAAAUAGUGUUGUUUUUUCCGCUAAAGGACACGUUUGAGCUCCAGAAGAAGCGAGGCGGGCUUUUACUCCCCAUUUUAACUUUAGUGAGCGGCGUUUUCCGCCGUUUUUUUAUUCCCUCCCCUGCCCCUCUCUCUCGCUCCCCCCCUGUGAGAGUCGAGGCCUGUAGUGCAGCCACGAGGCGCGUCGGACCACCGGGAAUAAGGCGAUGGCGGAGUUUGGUAACGGACUGGCAGAGGAAUCUCUGCUGGACUCAGACCCGGGACACUCAGAACUUGAAGACCCAGGCGUCGGAGAUGAAGAACCUGGAUUAGACGAGGGAGAGGCCGCUAUUGAAGAUCCGGAGCUGGAAGCAAUUAAAGCCCGGGUGAGAGAGAUGGAGGAGGAGGCAGAGAAACUGAAGGAGCUACAGAACGAGGUGGAGAAACAGAUGAAUCUCAGUCCUCCACCUGCUGGUCCUGUCAUUAUGUCCAUUGAAGAGAAGAUGGAAGCAGAUGGGAGAUCUAUUUAUGUUGGAAAUGUGGAUUAUGGUGCGACGGCAGAGGAGUUGGAGGCGCAUUUCCAUGGCUGUGGUUCUGUAAACAGAGUCACCAUCUUGUGUGACAAGUUUACAGGACACCCCAAAGGGUUUGCAUAUAUAGAGUUCGCAGACAAGGAGUCUGUUAGGACCGCUAUGGCACUGGAUGAGUCUUUAUUCAGAGGAAGGCAGAUUAAGGUUGGGGCCAAGAGAACAAAUCGUCCUGGCAUUAGCACCACAGACCGCGGUUUUCCUCGGGCCCGCUUCCGCUCACGUGGAGGAGGAAACUUCUCAUCCCGUGCGCGCUACUACAGUGGCUACACACCUCCCAGAGGAAGAGGACGGGCCUUCAGGGGCCGAGGGCGAACAACAUCGUGGUACUCCCCCUACUAAUACCUCCCCACCCCCCUAUGAAAUCCCCCCUUACUAUCAUCCCGUAUCCCUAUAGAAAAGAAAAAAAAAGACCCCUCUCAAAAAAGGAAGAAAAAAAGAAGAAAAAAAAAGACAAAAAAAAGAAAAAACAAACAAAAAAAAAAAGAGCAUCUCCUGGAAAGACAGACUGACUGGCCGCAGUGUGCGAUUGUGUGUGCGCGUGCGUGUGAGGAGGUGUUGCGAUCGCCCUGGUAAGGUACAAUAUGUCCGUUGGGGAGAUUUGGUGGCAUUUGUUUAAAUUUGAGAAGCAUUUGUAAUCUCAGGCUGCAGAUGUGUGUCCUUUUGUCUGGCUGUGAUUUUUCUCUCACCAAACAGCCCCUUAUGUUUGCACUCAAAGGCAAACAGAAAAGAAAAAAAAUGUUAACUUUUUUUUUUUUUUUAAUGAUUGUAAUGUGAAUAUGUGAACAAUUUAAUAGCAAGAAUGUUGUUGUUUUCACAAAGUUGUGCUAUUUGAGAUCAUAUUCUCUAUUAUUUGUUUGUGCUCUCUGGAAUCCCUUUUCCCUCCAGCAUUGGUUUCUUUCCUGUUCAUCCCUCACUCGGAUUACUUCCUCCACCUGUGUUAUUCCGACAGUGGUUGAGAGUUCGGCAUUGUUUUUAUGUUUUACUGUUCUUGAACCAUCUUCCACACCAUACGACUAUUGUAAGAUGGCAUGGCCUGAGCUCUGAGAUCUUUUCUUUU
Sinocyclocheilus anshuiensis is the source of this 1770-nucleotide messenger RNA. RefSeq names its product polyadenylate-binding protein 2-B-like. The record is from RefSeq and is a predicted model, not a curated record. Gene Ontology annotation, cellular component: nucleus. Bases 351 to 1052 code for a protein of 233 amino acids. The transcript is spliced from 7 exons. NCBI's taxonomy places the organism in Eukaryota, Metazoa, Chordata, Actinopteri, Cypriniformes, Cyprinidae. Gene Ontology annotation, molecular function: poly(A) binding.